CAAAGGGCCGGCUUUCAACGUUUGGAGGAGCUCCGGGAGGCCGAUAGACAUCGGUAUGAGGAAGACCAACAUAGGUUCUACGGACCUAUGUACUCUUAUAUGGCACAACAGGGAUCAUUCCAUACCAUGGCGAACCCUCCUCCACCACCCUCAUGGUAUGACCCCACUCAUUGGGGUAACUUUGGAGGAUCUGGCUCCGGGGGUGGAGGGUACGACGGCGGAGAUGGCGGGGACACCUACAUGGGAGAUGGUGACCAAAGGAGCGGCUUUGGAGGGAGCUACUACGGAGGAGAAGGCGGGCACUAGGGACAGUGCUUGAUUAAAGUGUGGGGGAGACACUCAUGAUGGCACUCAUUUUACCCUUGUGAAGAAGAAGAAGAUUCAAGAUAAAGAAGAAGAGAGGAGGAGAAAAGAAGAUAACACUAGGAGGCCAUUAAACCCAAGAUGCUCUUUUGUAAAUUGAGUUUAAAACUCAUUUUUCUUUGUCAUCAUUGGUGGUCUUUGUGUUUGUAUUGUAUUCUUGUUGAACUGUGGAACUUUUGGACAAACAUUGACGCUUGUAAAAAUUAGAUCUUACUCGAGACGAGUAAAGGUUUAAGUGUGGGGGAGUUGAUACGUUCGUAAUUUCCAUAUCUAUGUUUAUGUUUUUAAUUAGUUUUGCUUGACUUUUACUUUGGAAAUUACACACUUUUGGUGUAAUAGAUUAGAUUGUUAAAUUCUUGUAAAU
Messenger RNA from Cuscuta europaea, 727 nucleotides. The record is from the annotation of a GenBank genome assembly. Lineage: Eukaryota; Viridiplantae; Streptophyta; Magnoliopsida; Solanales; Convolvulaceae.